This is a messenger RNA of Helobdella robusta, 165 nucleotides long. RefSeq lists its product as hypothetical. Gene Ontology annotation, molecular function: DNA-binding transcription factor activity, RNA polymerase II-specific; RNA polymerase II transcription regulatory region sequence-specific DNA binding. Gene Ontology annotation, biological process: regulation of transcription by RNA polymerase II. The record is from RefSeq and is a predicted model, not a curated record. The transcript has a single exon. Gene Ontology annotation, cellular component: nucleus. Lineage: Eukaryota; Metazoa; Annelida; Clitellata; Rhynchobdellida; Glossiphoniidae. The annotation marks the transcript as partial.
AGGCGUCCGAUGAACGCAUUCAUAAUCUUCAGCAAACGUCAUCGGCCCUUGGUUCACCAAAAGUACCCAAAUCAGGACAACCGGACCGUCAGUAAGAUACUUGGCGAAUGGUGGUACUCGUUGAAAUCUCACGAGAAGAAAGAGUACCACGACCUCGCUAAUCAG